CACGCGCAGGAGCUCGCAGCCUACGUGCGCGAGCACGCGAUCCCUGUGCCAAUUGCUACCCUCACAUGCGGUGAGGUGCACCGCGGCAAGUCGGUCUGGGCGUCGCGGAUCGCCGAGGAGUCCAACAUCGUGUCGUUCAAGGUGGGCCUGAGGCAGGUCAUGCGAGAUCCUGGGUUGGACGGAGUGUCGCACGACCCGGAUGGCUCCUCGCCGAAGACCAUCUUGAGCGUUUUCGGCCAGAACACUUUCAUGCGCGCCGUGAAGGAGGUCGUGCACGGCGUCUUCACGGCCGCGGAGCAGCUGAUCGGUGAGCCCGACAUCAAGGGCGUCGUGGCCUUGAUCAAUUGCUCCAAGGGCUGCCACCGCAGCAACGCGUUGGGGAGGGCCACCAAGGAGUGCUUGAACUACGUGCACAACGGCGACGGCAGCAGGGUGUUCAACGUGAAGUGCUUCCACAUGUUCAACCUCAAGGCCUCCGAGCACCAGAGGGUCACCGCGCAGGCGAAGCAGUGGGCCACGAGGCCGUGGGCCACGAUCGCCGAGCCUCUCGAUCGCGGCUACGCGUUCGACGCGGCGUCGCAGAGGAUCGAGAGCCAGCAGAACUACGACGAGAUGUGGUCGACGAUGGCGGGCAUCAACAGGAACCAGGAGACGGAGACCGGCAACUGGGCGCUGCUGGCUGGCACCCCGCCUGCGCGCGCCACCGACCUCGGCGACGCGGUUGCCAAGACUGGGCCGACGCCGCCAACCACGGCGCCGCCAGCCUACCUCAACGGCGGCGCAGCGGCUGCUGCGGCCACAUCGGCUGCCACGCCGAAGGACGCCGUGACGAGCGCCUUGCAGGCCGUGGCGCUGGCGCUGCAGGCCCAGCAGACGGCGCCGCCACCCGCGGUGCCCGCGGCGCCGCCGCCGAUCUCGGUGCCGAAGAUGGUGCAGCCGACGGCCUCGCCCCUCAUGACGGCGCCGCAGGCGGCGGCG
This is a messenger RNA of Prorocentrum cordatum, 978 nucleotides long. The record is from the annotation of a GenBank genome assembly. Lineage: Eukaryota; Dinophyceae; Prorocentrales; Prorocentraceae.